Molecule: messenger RNA, 6810 nt
Organism: Parasteatoda tepidariorum (common house spider)
Lineage: Eukaryota; Metazoa; Arthropoda; Arachnida; Araneae; Theridiidae
Product: transcription elongation regulator 1
Cellular component (GO): nucleus
Molecular function (GO): RNA polymerase binding; transcription coregulator activity
Source: RefSeq, a predicted model, not a curated record
AAUGGAAGAAAAGGGGGUGAGGGGGCUUAAGCCUAAAAAUUUACUUUGUAGCGUAUCCCUCCAGUUGACGUUCUAUAGAUUAAUGAAUAAAAAAAAUCGUUUCGGUUGGGACUAAACUAUAUUUAGGAUGAAUUUCAAAUCAAAAUAAUGGUGCAAAUUUUGGUAACAAUAAACAACCUCUUUUAGUUAUUGGAUAUCAAACAUUGUAUGGAAAAGUAACUGAACAGAAACCUCCACUGGCUGUUUUGAAAAGACAGAGAUCACCCAGUGUGGAUUUGCCUACUUCAAGCAAUACAGAUCAAAAUAUCAAUUCCAAAUAUGAAGUAUUAGCCUUAGUGGAUAAAAAAAUAGUUUUUAGAGCUAGACCAAAACCAAUUGUUUGAAACUAGCUAGGAACUAACCAUGUUUAGUGACGAUUAUGAUUAUUUUCCAGAGCAUCAAAGAAAUAUGCACUUUGAAAAACCCAUGCAUGGGCCUCCAGGACCUCGAGGUGGUCCUCAUGGCCCAGGUGGACCUCAUGGUCCUCCAAUGAGAGGACCACCAUCAAUGAGAGGGCGAAGAAUGAUGCCAGAUAACGGCCCACCACCAAAUUUCAGAGGUCAUGACCCUGAUUUUGACAAUGAUUUUCCUCCACCGCAACCUAGAGGUAUGUCUAUGAAUAUGCGUGGCCCACCUGGAAACAUGUCUAGAGGUCCUCCUCCUGGUGCACAUUUUGGUGGUGGUUCACCACAACACAUGGGUGGGAAUCAAUUUGGUUCUCGCCAGCCUCAACCAGGAAUGCCACCAGGAAAAGGUCACUUUCAAAGACCCCCUAUGGUUCCACCUUUUGGUAUGCCUCCUCCUUCUUUCUCAGGUCCAGGUGGGGGACCUGGAGGUGGGCCACCAGGCAGCGGCCCUCCUGGAGGCCAAGGUGGUGGAAAUCCUCCAAAUCGAAAUCCAAUUAAUAGCAAUCAUUCUCCUCCUAACAAUAGUUCAUCAAAUGCUAAUAUCGCAAAUCUUGACUUGAGUGGUGAAUUAUGGGUUGAAACUAAAACAAGUUCAGGUAAAUUGUAUUAUUAUAAUGCGAGAACUAGAGAAUCUGCAUGGACGAAACCUGAAAAUGUAAAAAUUUUACAUCAAGACCAAAUUGAAGCUUUGGCUGCAGCAACAGGAAAUUCUUCAGAUUUGGAUUCUGCCUCAAAAAAUGAAAGUUUGAAAAAUAAUGUUCCAGUAAACCCAGUUGUUAGUGCUCCAAAUCAGUUUCAGUUUGUACCUAUGCCAAUGCCUGGGAUGGCACCUAUGCCUGGUCCUGGAAUGGGAAUGAUGCCUCCUCCAGGUUUUGGACUUGGGCCACCACCUCCAUUUGCAAUGCCGCCACCCGGUAUGGUUCCUGCUCCAGGCUAUCCGCCUUUUGGCAUGCCUCCUCCUGCAUUUCCUGCUGUAGCCAUGAGUGGGCCCCCUAUUACAAAUGCAGCUACUCCAGAGAGUAGUGUGCUUUCUAAUACAGCAACUGAAAUCAAAGCUGAGGCUACAGGGGAAAAUAGUGUUGUCGUUUCCGACAAUGCAGAUGAAGAAUGGGCAGAAUACAAAGCUGCUGAUGGAAGAUCUUAUUAUUAUAAUAAAAUAACUGCUGAAAGUACUUGGGAAAAACCACAAGCUUUAAUGAAAGGUGAAGGCGCCGAAAAUAAAUCUGACGGUGAUGCAACUGACACAACUACCGAAAAUCCUGCUACCGAAACAAGUGGCAUGGAAGUUGAUGAGUCAGCAGAAGCUAGAGCUGAAAAUGAAGAAACGAAUGAAGAACUAAAUAAUCAGAUGGAUGUUCAGGAAAAUGGAGCUGUUAACGACAUAGAUAAAGCAAUUGCCAAUGAUUCAAUAGGUAUUAAAGAAGAGAAAGCUGCAGAAGAACAACUCGAACAACCCAAGCCUGUUGAUAAGUCUCGACCUGUUUCUUGCACGCCUAUAACUGGUACACCAUGGUGUGUAAUUUGGACCGGCGACAAUAGAGUAUUCUUUUUUAAUCCCAGUACAAGGACAUCUGUUUGGGAAAAGCCUGAAGAAUUGAAGGGGCGAUCUGAUGUAAACAAAUUAAUUCAGAGUCCACCACCUCAAAAAAAUGAAAUGGGGAAAGAAACUGAAACUAGUGAGCCUGAUCCCAUGCCUGAAGCUAAGAAGAUUAAACUUGAAGAAACUACCGAAGAUAAUAGUACAAAGCCUAAGCAGAAUGAUCUAAUACUAAGCAAAAAUAGCAUUACACCAGGAAAAGAAUCUGCCGUUGAAGCCGAGCUUCGCGCUGCUAAAGAAAGAGAUCGUUUGACCCUGGAUGAGAGGAUGAAGCAAUUCAGAGAUUUACUUGUUGAAAAAGAUGUGUCUGCCUUUUCUACCUGGGAGAAAGAAUUACAUAAAAUUGUCUUUGAUUCACGCUACCUUUUACUAUUAUCAAAGGAGAGGAAACAAGUGUUUGAAAAAUAUGUGAAGGAAAGAGCUGAGGAAGAAAGGAAUGAAAAAAGGAAAAAAAUGCGAGAACGAAAAGAUGAUUUUAGAAAACUUCUUGAUGAAGCAAAUUUGUCUAGUAAAUCAACCUUUAGCGAUUUUGCUCAAAGAUUUGGCAAAGACGAUAGAUUUAAAUUGAUUGAAAAAAUGAGGGAAAGAGAAAGUAUAUUUAAUGAUUAUAUACAAGACAUAAGAAGGAAAGAAAGAGAUGAAAGGUCCAGCCAAAGAGAAAGAACUAGAAAAGAUUUCAUAGAGUUGUUGAAAGAGCAAAAAGGACUGGACCGACAUAGUCGAUGGAGUGACGUUAAAAAAGGAUUGUCCGACGACUCUCGUUACAAAGCGGUGGACAGUAGCUCUUUACGUGAAGAAUGGUUUAAGGAAUAUACUAGUAAACUAUCUAGAGAUACAGAAGAUGAUACGUCCAAAGAAAGAGAAAAACAAGAACGAGUCGAAGCUAGUAUUCGUGAACGGGAAAAAGAAGUUCAGCGAACAUUGUCUACUCAUUUGAGAGAACGAGACAAGGAACGAGAGUUGCAUAAGCACGAUGAAGCUGUUCAACAUUUUAAAGCUUUGUUAACAGACCUAGUACGUUCACCAGACGUGUCUUGGCACGAAGUUAAAAAGACAUUAAGAAAAGACCACAGAUGGGAGAAUGUUGGCUGCCUGGAACGUGAUGAACGGGAGAAGGUUUUUGACGAGCACAUUAGUUUCCUUUACCGCAAGAAGAAGGAAAAAUUCCGUGAACUUUUGGAUGAAACCCCAGACAUCACACUAACUUCUUCUUGGAAAGAGGUUAAAAAAUUGAUUAAAGAUGAUCCUAGGUGUUCCAAAUUUUCAUCUAGUGAUAGAAAGUGUGAGAAGGAAUUCAAAGAAUAUUUAAGAGACAAAAUGGUGGCUGCUAAAGCUGAUUUUAGGGAACUUCUUAAAGAGACUAAAAUAAUCACUUAUAAAUCAAAGAAACUAAUUGAAGAAAGUGACCAUUUGCAUGAUAUUGAGAAAGUGUUACAAAAUGAUAAAAGAUAUUUAGUUUUACAAUGUAUAGAAGACGAGCGGAAGGAGCUAUUAAUGGCCUAUAUUGAUACAUUGGACAGAAAAGGACCACCACCUCCACCUACAGCAUCAGAGCCAUCGAGACGUUCCACUAAGUAAAUAAUUCUCCAUCAGUUCAUUUUUUCCAGCCUAAUCUGGUUUUAUUGUGAAUUAAUCGCAAACCACAUAAGAUUUAAAGAAUACAUGUUUUUUAGAGAACAAAAUGGAUUUGAAUUCAUUUCCAGACAGAUUUUGUAAAUAGAAAUGCAGCGCUUGUUUGUGUUGAACUGUUUUAGCUCUGGGUAACUUUUUGGCAAUCAAAAGUUCUGUCUUUAAAAAAAGAAAUGUUUUUUUUUUGUAUCACAUGAUUAGAAAUAAUUUUUUAUAAGUUUUUUACUUGUUUAUUAGGAAUGACGUACAGAAUUGUUAUUGAAGGAGUUUUAUUUGCCAAUUCUUGUUAUAAAAGUAAUUGAUACCUUUGACUUUAAAUUACAUGAACAUGCAUUUUUCAUAAAUAUCUGUUGCAUUGUAAAAGCCAGGUAAUGUUUGUGAACAUUUUUCAUAAUGUAAUAGUUACAUUGCUGCUCAUAAAAUAUUUUUUGUAUUCAUUGGGUGUUUAAAUUAUUUUUUUCUUUUCUGUGACCUUUUAAUCUGAUAAAAAUCUGAUAAUUAAUCUGAUUGUACUGAUAAAAAAACAUACAUUUUGCUAACUUUUUCAUAAGAUAAUUAAGCUUUUAAAAUAUAUAAAGUUUAUUUCAUUUCAGUUAGUUCAUAUUAAAAAAUUGAAAUUGCAAAUUUGUAUUUUUUUUUAACUGAAGUUUUGUAUUUAAAUCAAAAUUGAGAGCCUGAUAUUUCACAUAAAUUUUAAAAUUUUCGGUUAAUUGCUUUUUACAUUUUCAUGGUACAUAUUAGAUUACUUAUUUACAGUUCAUACUUUUUUCUCAAGAAAAUCUUACUUUGAAGUUGAAUUUCUAAAACUAUAUUCCUUUAUUUAUUUUAAAAUGCUCUUCACUAUAAGUCAAAAAUUCUUAGUGAAAAUUUUUCAUUUUUUAAUGCUUAAUUACAAAUCUGACCAAUGUCAAAAUAUUAUGACAAAAAAUUGAUUUUUAAAAAUAUUAAAUCUUUUAUUUAAUAUCACUUAUUUUUGGUAUUGUAUUUCAUUAUAAAUUAUAUGGGAAAAAAAGUAUAUGCAUUAUUUCAUUAUAAUUGUCCAAUUAAUUUUAUCAAAACCAUUGUACUAAGCUGUUUUUGUUUCUAUAAAUAUUGAAUUAAAUUCUAUUAAAUGCUGUCUUAGGCUAAUUAUAACAUAGGCCUAAAAUUUUGGAAUUUUAAAUUCCUGAAAUUUUAAAACUGAUUUUGACUGAGCUGAUUUUAAAUAAGCAAAAAAACUUCUUAUCAGCUUUACUUUUAGAGAUGUAGCAACAAAUAACUCUGUUUUUAUUUUCUUUAAAAAAAUAAAUUGUAAAUAAAAUAAAGUCUUUUGGCAAUUAACUUCAAUUGUAUUUGGUAUGCUCAUUUCACAUAUUGAAAUUAUAUAUUUUUUUACUAUUCUAAUGUAAUUUUUUGAGUUUUAGUAUCUACGUAUGCUAUUUUUACUAAAAAAACUGCUGAAUUUUGAAGACCGGUGACAAAUUUAAAAAAAAAUAAAUAUAAAAAAAAGUUUACUAGUUUCAAAAAAAAAUGUUUUAUUUGAAAUCAGUGUACCAAAGUCAGUUUAAAAAUUUUAGAUAACUGGCUUUAUAUUUUUUUGCAGGACUAUUAAAAUAAUAAUUUUUGCCACUUAGAUAGCGAAAAACUGUUAGCCCAUCUAAAAAAAGAGCAUUCUAGAAAGAUUCUAAAUCAUUUUAACCUUUUGUUUUUUUUCUAGUACAACAAGUGAACCAGAAUGACUGGCUUCAUUGUGAAAAAGCUUAGUUACCAAAUCGUCUGCUCUCUUUUUGUGCUGUUGCUUAUUUCCUAAAAAUGUAUGAUUCUUUAUAGAAUGUUUUUCUCUUAAAUGUCAAAAAACACUUAGCUUAAAAGCGUGUUAAGCAUCAUUUUGAAAAAGUUUUAAAUUUAAGAAUGUGUUAUAAUUGGCUUAAGUGUUGAAUUGCAAUUUUUUUUUCUUCUUCAAUUCACAACUUUUAAUAAAUUGUCAAAUGGAUUUUGUGACGAAUUUAAGGCAAAAAAGACAUACUAACGAAAAAAGUUCCAGGUUUAAAAUAACAAUAGAAGUAAUGGUUACUUUGAAUAAUUGAAAAAUAAAACAUUAAUUUAUUUAUUAAAAGGCUAUUUUCAGAGGGAAAAAUAUAUUUUAUCAACAGCUUUCUGAUGUUUCCAUACAAUUUUAAGCUAAUUUCCUAAAAUUCAUGCAUUGUUUUUUUAAUAGGUUAUUCAAUAUCCAAGUGAAAUAAAUGUGUUGAAAGAGAUUUAAAAAAAUAUUCAUUGUUUGGUUCUAAACAUGCUAUGACAAUUUGGAUCAGUGAUUUUACCAAGCCUAUGUCAGACAGUGAAGCUUUCAUAAUCAUUUCCCUGGUGUCUCUAUACAUUCUAAAGCUGAUUUCAUUACAUUCAUUUAAGUGAAGUCAGCUUUAGAUUUCUCUUAACAUGCUGUCCUAUUGUAAUAAAUAAAAUUAAUAAUUUCACUUUACUAUUUUAUUAUGUUUAAGCAAAUAUAUAAUUAUUAAUGAGUUCAAGCUUUUGUAAUCAUUUUUCUGUCAUAUCUGUACAUUCUAAAGCUUUUUUUUUAAAUCACUAAAAUGUUACUUCUUUAAGUUCUGAAAAUAUCUUCAAUCAGUUUGCUGUUUCUUUGCAUUUUAAAGCUGAUUUUUAAAUUCACUAAUAUCUAACUUUAUAUGUUACCUUAUUAAGUUUUACAAAAAUUUGGUUUAGGUUUUUGUAAAAAAAGUUAUCUUAGCCAAGUAAUUUAAUUUGACCCACAUAAAUUAGAAUUUCCAUUCGUUUUUAAAAUCUGAUUUGGUAUCACAAUACUAAUUUUUACUUUAAUUGGACAUAUAACUAAAUAUUUUUUCAUAAGAUUUUUUUAAACAAAAUUAUUUUACUGAAAAAAGUCUGUUUUUUUUAGAAGGUACAUAUUCUUCUACUGUAUGAAUUUUGUUUUACUAUAAUUUCCAUUCUAAAUGAUUUUCUAAGAAAAUAUAAUUCAAAGAAAUCCAAAAUAUGCCAGAAAGCUUGCUUAUUGUAAUUUUUUCCGUUUCUGAUUUGCCUGUAUAACUCAUUUACCUUAUCAACUGGAAAUAAAUUCUGAUACUGAAAUACUUGUGAAGUUUAAUAAAUGCCAUUUUAAUAAAAUUUGCUUUAAUUGCAUCA